Messenger RNA from Pungitius pungitius (ninespine stickleback), 4846 nucleotides. Its product is annotated as APC membrane recruitment protein 1-like. Gene Ontology annotation, biological process: regulation of canonical Wnt signaling pathway. Gene Ontology annotation, molecular function: phosphatidylinositol-4,5-bisphosphate binding; beta-catenin binding. The record is from RefSeq and is a predicted model, not a curated record. Bases 410 to 3433 code for a protein of 1007 amino acids. NCBI's taxonomy places the organism in Eukaryota, Metazoa, Chordata, Actinopteri, Perciformes, Gasterosteidae. The transcript is spliced from 2 exons. Gene Ontology annotation, cellular component: plasma membrane.
GUCUGGAGUCACCGUCCGGUUUUCCUGCUACAACCAUUAACGCAGUCCUGGUGUAGUUUACUGGUCCUCGCCACGGUGUGCUUUAACGUGUCGAACCCACGGCCACGCUCACACCGGUGAGUGGGGGGGGGUUUGGUGUGUGGGGCCUGGGGGAGAGGGAGGACGUUGUUACCGGGCUCCUCGGCUAGCUAACAAAUGAAUCCGUACGUGAUGGAAGCUUUCCCCGGGGGCCCCGAGUCCACCGCCACGGCCGCCGCCGUGAACACCGAGUCAAAGUUAGGGUUAGCAGCAGCCAUGCAGUGAAGAGGUUUAAUAUCCGAUGGAGGACACCGUGGCAGGGCUACUCGCUGAUUUAUAUUAUUCAGCUAUAAUGCCUUUUUUUGGACUGCGCUUGUAGAAGGCUUUCACCAUGGCUUCCUGGAAGGUGGAUGAGCAACCAAGUGACACCAUGGAUUUGGCUUUGGCCUCUGCACAGCUUUCCCGGUGCGGCCCAGAUGACAUCACGGAAGAACCUCAGCCAGAUACAAUGAAUGCUGCGGUGAAAUCCCAGAAAUCUGGGAAAUUUAGGAGGACCGCCCUAACAUUUUUUGGAGUUCGUAAAAGCAUGUGUAUUCUUCCUAGUUUUUUUGGAGGAAGGAGUAAAAAUCCGAGCAAGUGGACUUCUAAGAAAGGAAUCAGCAAAAGCAGUACACACGAUGGGCUGAGUAAAGUCAGUCAUGAUGAUAAUGUGAGCCGUCGGUGCACCUCAGCUAGAGAUUGUGAGCACCUUAGUCAGAAGGACUCCACUGCAGGGCUCCACACUAGCUGUCCCAAUGAAUGUAGUCACUCCAAUGCGGACCAGAAAUCACUAACUCUACCCCGGCAGAGAAGGGGUUUGAGGAGCCUUUUUCAAAGUUUUAAGUCUCACAGAAACCACAGAAAUGUGGGAUUGGAUAAAACAGAGAUGAUUGCCAUGUCCUCUCCUCGCUGCAAGAAAGAGGUGCCUGUUGUCCAGGACAACGAUGACCAGUAUGUCACAGAGUGCCUGGAUUCUGAACCAGAUGUGCCUGAUUCUGCAGAUGUUACAUGCAAUGUUUCCAUCGGCGCCGAAUGUACCGACGCUGACGAGAUUCCGUCGGAGAAGAGUGUGGAGCGAGGCAGCACCAAGUCUGAGCUUGACGGAGAGACGUGUGACGAGGAGACGGAGGAGAUAGAUUCGAUGCCCGUGGCUCCAAGCGAACUGAAGGACUGUAUGAGAGGACACAGCGAGCCUUGUCUGAAGCUUCAGGCGGCGUCCAAGCCCACGCCGGAAAAGUCGGAAACGCCAGCCGGCUCGUCAGAGCAGCUGAACCUGAUUUAUGGAGACGUUGCUUCGUUGAAGAGCUUUGAUUCCCUCACCGGCUGUGGGGACAUCAUUGCGGAUCAAGAAGAAGACGACAGCAUCACGGAGAGCUCUGUGUCCGGAGAAAGGAGCAGAAGCGGAGGAAAGCGGGCCUCUUGUUAUCUCACGUACCAGGGUGGCGGCGAGGAAAUGGCUUCACCCGAGGACUUGGACGAGGAGUGUCUCCACGACUUCUGGGUUACUAAUGCGUCGGAGGACAUCUGCUGCACUUACAGCCAAGAGCACACGGAUUUGACUGCCGAGCUGACGAGUUCUCACAAUAUGGACUUGUUGAACAGCAACAGCGCGCAGCAAGGCAGUGGCAUGGACGCGUCUUCCAUUGCUGACGUGCUAACGCCUCAAAGUGAGCAUCAAGAAUCCGUUCCGACUAGCGACGAGGGCUACUAUGACUCAACGACGCCAGGUCUAGAGGACGGACAGGACAAAGCGGACGGGCUAAGGCCGGAGAGGCUCCCCAGGGACAGUUACAGCGGCGACGCCCUCUACGAACUUUUUGCACCCGACGAGAGUCUCAUCAGCCCCCAUUACGAGAGCAAGUCCAAACUGGCCAGUUCCAAACAGUGCGAGUAUUUGAGCCAACCCGCCGAUGCGACCGACUCUGCCUUUGUCCCGGACAUGAAUCGGUUACAGAUAAGCAGGGAAAUGUACGAGGUGCGAGACUUUCUGGAGAUGCCGAUCGCGUGCAGCAAGGCCUCGGAGAUGCCGCUAUCUAUGAUCGGUCGGCAAGAAAUGGGCAUGAUGAAGAACUGCAACGUGGUCGCUUCAUUCAAAAGGAACGACAUGGACCGAGAUGUGUUCGAUGAAAAGGGAAAUAAGCUCUCUUCUACCGAGAAAAGAAGAAAAUCCAUAACUGCCGACUUUGAGAAGAGACACAGCAGCGUGUCGUUCGGAAGCACGUCCGACCCGGAUUUUGAAACCUUUUGCGAACCCAAAGAGCAACACCUCGAGGAGAACAAGCCCGUGGCUCUGCCAUACAAGAACAUCAACUCUCGGUCCCCCGCAGAGAGCCCCGAUGUGGACGACCGGCAGACUGUGUGUUUCUCUCAGGCACUGGUGGACUACACAAAGCGCUCUCAGAUGCUGCGCGCCUCGGACCGCGGCGCGGACAACACGGAGGCGAACCCCACCUUCACGCCGAACAUGCAGGCCCUGCCCACCAUCGUCACGUUCGACGUGGUGGACAUGCACAACGAGGGUGAAUACGACGAGCAGAUUCACAUGGAGCUGGAGGAGGACAUUUCGUCGCCCUAUCGGGGGUUCGAGGAAAGCUACACGCAGAAAGACGCAUUCACUGAAUGUGACUAUCAAAUGUUGGACCUGUACGAGCAGAACCUGGCCGGCGGUACGUGGGCGAUCGCGAGCCUCCCGCGGCACGCCGGCCUCAAAAGAGUGAGCCAAAUAGCGUCCAGUCCGCUGUCUCUAGACAGAAGGAGCAGGUCUCUGGACACGGACAGUGUCGAACUGAAGAUGCCCGACCGAUGCCGAGAGAACGCCGCUGCUUUUCCCCCCACCGAGAGGGACCCCGAAAGAGAUUCCUCGCCGUAUUGCAAAAAGAAUGUACUCGCGUCGGAGGUCAGAGUCGGCAGCAGCAUUGUGGCCUUUUCAUGGCAAACAAGGUCAGAGAUGGCUUUGAGCCUUCCCCUAACGGACAGAGAAUUCAACGGGAAAGUUCGGAGUCUCAGUCGAACACCAGUCAAACGGCAAAUGUUUUACGGCAGCGACCGUGCCAACAGUAAAUCGCAACUCGGCUGCUCGACUCCGUCGGGGCGAGCGCCCUGUGGUCCGACUUUGCAGAGCAGAGAGCCGUGCAACAGGCUGUGUCACCUUCCGUUGCGGUCAGAUUCUGGUUUGCCUCAUGUAUAUUCUGGAGUAACGGACGACGGGUCGAAGGGUGUCGUUGAAAAGGACAUUUUUUGUAACGCCGCUAAUUUGCAGUCCUACAAUCGGUGUGCUAAAACGGGAGGGACGUCCCAUGCAGCGGGUCCUUCGGACGCUGGCGCGUCUCGAGGUGAAACGGCCGCAGCCAGAGAUGUGGCCGGAGCCAACCUUUGAGCAACAGGGUCCUGGAGUUUUAAAUCCAAUUUCUUUGUGCUAAUGAGUUUUUUUGUUAUGUCACUUCCAAAGCAGCAAAUGUUGCUUUCUUUUCUACUUUUAUCACAUUAAUUGGAAAAGUCAAUGUACCUUGUUAGAGAUGUGAGAGUCGUAAUCAUUGGGAAGGUCAAAGGAAUUGGCGCACACACACACACACACACACACGUCAAUCUAUUGAAAGUGCUUAAGCAAGUAAUACUUGUAUUUGCUUUGAAAGUGCUCACAGAUUCAUCUCAUUAAGCUGUUGAAUGUUACAAGAAUGUUUCGUGCCCACGCCUAGCCUCAGUGUCCAGGUCUCAUUAUUAAGGUCACGCUUUGUUUAUUGGAUAUUCAUUAGUCCUGUUUCCAUAGCAAAGCCAAACGGGGCGAGCUGAGUCCUGCUUUCUUUGCCAGUUGCCCCAAAUCGCGCACGCUUAUGCUUUAAGUGCUGGCUUAUAUUUACUACGUAUCUCACAGCCUUUCUUUACUCCAAUGUUCUAUUUCUAGCUGGUUUCUUGAUGUUUCUCAUGUCAGAACAGAUUGGGUUGAAGAAACAGCGGAAGGAUAUAUGAAUUCCCAGGGAGGAACAGUCUUGUCCAUAAUGCAAAACGUGUGUUGGAAUGCAUUAAGCUGUUGUACUUGUCUUAAUUGCAAAAUGUCUGACAACGAGUUCUCCCUCUGAACCCCGAACAGCAUCAGCAUACCCUGGACCUGUAGGGACGGAACGGUAGUUCCUGCACCUCAACUGCAGCUGCAUAAGUCAUUUACAUACUGUGGACGGCUUCAAGGCAUCUAGUAACCAUAGCACAUUUCUCAUGAAGUUAUCCUGUGUGAUAACGUCAAAUAAAUAUUAAAGGGAAAAUAGAGGAAAAAAUGACAACUUAGAUGACAAUAAUCUCAAAUGUGCUGUUUAACUUGUGGCUCAACCAACUGAAUGGGUCUCAGUAUGCCUGUUCUGUCUCCAAUUUGCCAACAGCUUGACCACCUGUCAAGUUAAAUUCUUGCUGAAAUGAUGGUCUACAUUACUGUACGCUUGUGAAAACGUAGUUGAACUUUGUUUAGAUUUUGAAAUUACACGUCAAAAGUGAAACUGGUGUUUUUUCCUUGUAUCAUUUGCUUGUGCAUUUCAUUUUUAAUCAGUCAGAGGUCAAACUUUCGAUGUAUUUUUUUGUAGUGUAAUACUGACCAAAUGUCGAAGAAUUUGUAUUUAUAUUCCCAGCUAUUUGUACACUGUUAACAUUGAAUCAGAAUGAUGAUUACAAAAAGUCAAUAUGGUUCCUGUUUUUUAUUAAGCUGCAUCCAUGUUACUUUAGGGCAUUCCUCUUGAAAACCUGUUACUAUUUUGUCACAGUAGAAUACUGCCUUAUACAAAAAUAAAAUGUUUUUUUCCCCCCA